AUGAUGGCUUGUUGCUUGAGAAAGAAACGGUGCAUGAAAGCAAAGCUCUCAAGGAAGUCAUGGAAGUCGAAGAAGAAAGAGACAUCUCCUUCUGGUAAGUGGGCACCAGAAGAUGACGACGAUGAAGGCAAAAUCGUCUUCUUUGGAGGAAAUAACUACACGUUUGAUUUGGACGACUUGUUAGCUGCAUCUGCAGAAAUUUUGGGGAAAGGUGCUUCUGGUUCAACCUACAAAGUAGCCGUGGAGGACACAGCCACGGUGGUCGUGAAGAGACUGGAAGAAGUGGUUGCGGGAAGAAGAGAGUUUGAGCAAACAAUGGAGAUCGCUGGUCGGGUCAGGCAUGAUAAUGUGGCCGAGCUUAAAGCUUACUACUAUUCCAAGAACGAGAAGCUCGCUGUUUACAGCUACUACAGUAAUGGAAACCUAUUCGAGAUGUUGCACGGAAACAAAGGAGAGAAGCGAGUACCUUUAGAUUGGGAGUCUCGAUUGAGAAUCGCCAUUGGUGCAGCAAGAGGUUUGGCUAUAAUCCACGAAGCAGAUGACAGGAAGUUUGUCCAUGGGAACAUCAAAUCUUACAACAUCUUCAUCGACUCACAACGCAAUGGCUGCAUCUGCGAUCUCGGCUUGACACCGAUCAUGAGAUCUCUCCCUCAGGCAACCAUUCGUUCUUCAGGUUAUCACGCUCCUGAAGUAACAGACACAAGAAAGUGCACACAGUUUUCUGACGUAUACAGCUUCGGGGUGGUGUUGCUGGAGCUUCUAACAGGGAAAUCACCAGCGACUCCGCUAUCAUCACGAGACGAGAACAUGGACUUGGCGAGCUGGAUAAGGUCGGUAGUGUCGAAAGAGUGGACCGGAGAGGUGUUCGACAUAGAGCUUAUGAAGCAAAUGGGUAUAGAGGAAGAGAUGGUUGAGAUGUUGAAAAUAGGCUUGGCUUGUGUUGCCUUGAAGCCUCAGGAUCGACCUCAUAUAGCAGAUGUUGUGAGAAUGAUGCAAGACAUUCGAACAUUUGAUGCAGAGUGA
Microthlaspi erraticum is the source of this 1023-nucleotide messenger RNA. The record is from the annotation of a GenBank genome assembly. NCBI's taxonomy places the organism in Eukaryota, Viridiplantae, Streptophyta, Magnoliopsida, Brassicales, Brassicaceae.